AAAUCCCUCUUCUCUUUAAUCAUUACAAAAUCUUACUGAAGAGAAAAGGGAAGAGAGCAAAAACAUGGCAGCUUCACGUAGCUCAUUGUUUCUGCCAUUGUCUCUGCUUCUUCUGAUUACUCUAUCCAAUGUGGCUGAGGCUUAUAGUAGUGCUAAGCUUCGCCCUUCAGAUUGCCAACCCAAAUGUAAGUAUCGUUGCUCAGCAACAUCCCACAAGAAGCCAUGCAUGUUCUUCUGUCUCAAGUGCUGUGCCAAAUGCCUAUGUGUCCCUCCAGGGACUUACGGUAACAGGCAAGUCUGUCCUUGCUACAACAAUUGGAAGACCAAGGAAGGAGGACCCAAGUGCCCUUAAGUUUUAGCUAUAUCGACCUUUUCUGUAUCUUUUUCAUGAAUAAGCCAGCCAGCAGCAAGCCAGCCAUUUCUUAUGUGUCUUAAGACAACUGAAGAGAUAUAAUUUUUAUGCUUCUUCACGGCUUUUGAUUGUAGUCUGGUUCAGUUAAAUAGGACUUAUUUAUGUCAGUCUAUUCUUUUAUGGAAGUGGAAAUUAA
Theobroma umbraticum is the source of this 548-nucleotide messenger RNA. Its product is annotated as gibberellin-regulated protein 5-like. The record is from RefSeq and is a predicted model, not a curated record. Lineage: Eukaryota; Viridiplantae; Streptophyta; Magnoliopsida; Malvales; Malvaceae.